Diabrotica virgifera virgifera (western corn rootworm) is the source of this 8013-nucleotide messenger RNA. Its product is annotated as tyrosine-protein kinase RYK-like. The record is from RefSeq and is a predicted model, not a curated record. NCBI's taxonomy places the organism in Eukaryota, Metazoa, Arthropoda, Insecta, Coleoptera, Chrysomelidae. Gene Ontology annotation, cellular component: signaling receptor complex. Gene Ontology annotation, molecular function: protein kinase activity; ATP binding. Bases 59 to 1513 code for a protein of 484 amino acids. Gene Ontology annotation, biological process: axonogenesis; cell surface receptor protein tyrosine kinase signaling pathway; positive regulation of kinase activity. The transcript has 11 exons.
GUACGUAAUCGCCGUGAAGUAUGGACACGGCAGCAGAGGGGCGCUGCUUCCCCCAAAAAUGAAUAUUUCAUCAACUGGUGUGAUACCAACAUCUGUGCAGACAUUCAGUGUCCAGUUAUUAUGCACUGGCUCCAAAAAUGCAGAAAUAAUUGUCGAAAUACAACUGUCUGUCAGCACUCAUAAAAAAGCGAAUGCCACAACUUUAAGGUUUAGAAGAAACAAAAUUUGCCUCAAAAAUAUGGGCACAUCCCGAAACGACUCAAUCAAGUAUGAAGCAGGAGACAUGGGACCUACGACAGGGUCUCUCUACGUUGCUGCAGCUUGUGCCCUUGCGCUAAUUACUUUGGCGGUUGUCGUGGUUUCAGCUGUUUGCGUCAAAAGAAAAAGCAGAAACCAGGAACCAACAUACAUGACUGCACUGUAUGACAGCAACCCUCACAUGUUUUUGCGUUCGGGACUGGGCAGGCCACCAAGUGCGGAGAGUGGAAGCUACGCGACAAUCGCCAGCGUCCACAAGGGCCCCCCAUCUCCCUCACCAUACGCCACCAGCGAUGCUUGCCAGUUAUAUUCCUCCAGCGAUCCAGGCCGAGUGUCAUAUUAUGCUUCUUCACAAAUCAUGCUAAUUUCUCAGAUGUCCAUGCUCGAUCCACGUCAAACCGAUCCCACCAAACGGUUGCGCACUCUCUCGGUCUCACGAGACACUGUUGCGUUGAGCCGUCUGGUGCAAGAGGGCAUCUACGGUCGAAUAUAUCAAGGAACCUACCGAACGCAGCAAGUCACCAUCAAAACCUUGAAUGAUACUGCAUCCAAACGGGUGGUUAGUUCAUUCUUGGCUGAGGGUAGCAUGUUAUACGGCAUGGAACACAAAAACGUCUUGACCAUCAUCUGUGCUAAUUUGGACGACCCGAAACAACCACUACUCAUAUAUCCCUUUACCAACAGGGGCAACUUGAAAAAAUUCCUCAUAAAAUGUCGACAAAAGAAGAACCAGAUAGUACUAUCAACACAAAACUUGGUGGACAUAGCCAUUCAAAUUUUAUUGGGAAUCAUGUAUCUGCAUGGCCAACAUAUUUGCUACAAGGAUAUCGCCACCAGAAAUGUCGUAAUUGAUGACAAGCUCCAAGUCAAAAUUACCGACAACUCCUUGUCACGUGAUCUAUUUCCAAAUGAUUACUUCUGCCUGCAGUGUCAAGAAAGCAAACCCGUCAAAUGGAUGGCACUGGAGAGUUUGCUCUACAAUCAAUACACCGCUGCAUCCGAUGUGUGGGCCUUCGGAGUAGUCCUGUGGGAACUGACGACUAUGGCACAACAGCCGUACCCGGACGUAGAUCCGUUCGAGUUAGGGGUUUUCCUUAGGAAUGGAAUGAGGUUACGUCAACCCCUGGGCUGCCCAGACCAACUUUUUGCUUUAAUGAACUACUGUUGGGCCCACCAUCCAGCAGAAAGGCCACAUGUUAACCAGAUGCUGGCCUUCCUUCAGGAGUUCUACACAGCUUUGUGCAGAUUCGUCUAAACAGACUCUAAACAAAAUUAAAAUCAGUCAGAAUCUGCCCCUGUUAUAAUUGUUGUGCAAAUAUUAUAAAAACAGUCAAAUUUGUGCGGUAUUUGAAUUUAUACAUUUUCAUUUUUUAUACAUUCACAUAAACAAUUCAUUUUUUUAAUUUCGAAAUUUGAAGCUAGUCACUUUACAGGUAUAUUUAUUUUAACGAUUUUAAAAAGAGCUGAAACAAUCAAUUAAGAUUAAAAAGAAGAAAGAAGCUGGAAUAGAAUAAAGAAGAAGUGCUAAGAAGAAAGAAGAUGCCUGUCAGCUCUUCACGGGUAUGAUUUAUUUUUACUUUAAUUUUUUUGUUACUGAUUUGGCCGUUUUGUUAAAUAUUUAGAGAUAUAUUUAAAAAAAAAUCUAGAAAAGAGCUAUUUUUUAUACAGAAUUUCUAUAUUUUUGAGGAUCUACUCCGUGAGUUAAUCUGAUUUUACUAGUGUGAAAAUAGUAACACAAAUAUUGUAUUAAUGUCCAAAACCACUGAAGACGACUCUAUGUCAUUAAGAUCUAUUAUAAUAUCUAAAUUUGUUGUGCAGAUUCAAAUCCUGACAAGACUUUUCGUUACGCGACACUUCGUAACAUCGACAGUUCGUAACUACAACUAUUCGUAACGGUGUAAUUCGUAAUGUCAAAAUUGAAUUAUUUUGUUAAUUUUUGUUGACGUGGAAACCAACUUUUUUGACAACAAGAAAUAUGAACCAGUUCAAAUAUAUCGCCUAAAAUUUGAUAUGGUAUAUUGGUAAGAACAAUUUAAAUAACGGCAAUGGUUUUGGCUGGUGUGAGUGGGUGUCUUAUUUAAUACAAUAUUUGUUAUUGAGUGAGAUAUUUCUACAAAAGACUAACAGAAAAAACCGCGAGGAAUAAGCCUUCAAAUCGACCAAUAUUGCCUCGCUGUGAUUUUGAAAUGGUAAGAGGUGUUUUUAGUAAGUCUCUGUUGGGAAUAUCUCGACUUAUUGUAAACCAAACGUUUAGUUAUUUGGGGCGGUCUGUUGUAAAUCUCAUGUAACUAGGUGUUUCAAAUAUGGUUAAAAGAUGCAUGGACAAGACAAUACAUUUGUUCACAAAAUUUCUUUUACAGUUAAACUUUUACAGUUAAAAUAUUCUACAAAAUAUAAGGAUAAAGUAUUCUACAUACAUAGGUUCUUGAUUCUUUUAUCGAUUUCUUUGUUUCUUCAAUGUUUCCAUUUUUUCUUUAAUUUAUGAUAAAUGUCUCUCUCUAAAUCGUUUCUCUAUUUGCUUGCAAUAUUUUCUGAUUAUUUCUUCAUUAUCGUAAUUCUAGUUUUAUUUUUACCAGGCGCUUUUCAUUCAAAUGAAACUUUAAGCUAAAGAUAAGCUCAAUACAGAUUUAAUCGUCAAACUCUGUAAAAAUUCUCUUAAAUACACUUCUCCAGUAAGUUUUGUGGCUGCUUUGAUAUUUUUAGAGGAAUUUGUUGAACCAUAAAUGAAAUGAAAACUGUUUUUCUUGACAUUAAGAUAUAUUUUGGAAGCGAUUUUCAAAAAGUCUUAAAGUCAAAUAAAAUAUCUCUACUUACCUGUAUUUAUGGUUCAUUCUCAAAAAUAUAAUAAUUAUAACCAAAGUGUGUUUAGCAGCUUCUCUAGGUAUUUUAAAAUACAAAAUGCAAGCAAAGCUUUUAAGUAUUAUAUAGCAAAUAAAGAUAUUUAAAAUAAAUAUUGUGUAGAAAUAUACCUAAAUCGUAUACAUGCAUCUUUAAACUACUAUUCAGCUAUUCAAUACUGUAUAUUUUUUAUUUCCUUUGAAAUUUUUCGACGAAACACUUAUCCAAUGAGAAGUGAGACACAGUAAACCUUUUCAAAAAGUUUUUUUUUACAAAUAAGCAACAAUACGGCCAGCAAUGACUGACAGUCAGUCAAGGAUCGCAAAAAAAGUAAAAAAGGAGACAAUGCAAAGAUUCAUAUUUUACAACUUUCAUACCAAAGCUAAGCUCGAGAAACACGUGAUCGGUGGAUGUGUUGUGUGCUGCCUAUUUAUCAUUGUUUAGAAAUUGAUUUCUAAACAGUGAAAAUGUGGCGACCACACGACACAUCCACCGAGCAAUGACCUCGAGCUUAGCUUGGAAACGAACGUAGAAAUAUUACCCAAAGAAAGAAGAAACAUACGAAACUAAAGCUCCAAUUCACUUGACACUUGACCACCAAAACAAAGACGUAACAAUGCGGCCAGUAAUGACUGACAGUCAAGGAUCGCAAAAAAAAAGUAAAAAAGGAGACAAUACAAAGACUCAUAUUUUACAACGUUGAUACCAAAACUAAGCUCGAGAAACACGUGAUCGGUGGAUGUGUUGUGUGGUCCUUAUUUGUCAUUGUUUAGAAAUUGAUUUCUAAACAAUGAAAAUGUGGCGACCGCAUGACACAUCCACCGAGCACUGACCUCGAGCUUAGCUUGGAAACGAACGUAGAAAUAUCACCCAAAGAAAGAAGAAACAUACGAAACUAAAGUUCCAAUUCACUUGACACUUGACCACCAAAACAAAGACGUAACAAUACGGCCAGCAAUGACUGACAGUCAGUAAAGGAUCGCAAAAAAAAGUAAAAAAUAGACAAUGCAAAGAUUCAUAUUUUACAACGUUCAUAGCAAAGCUAAGCUCGAGAAACACGUGAUCGGUGGAUGUGUUGUGUGCUGCCUAUUUAUCAUUGUUUAGAAAUUGAUUUCUAAACAGUGAAAAUGUGGCGACCGCACGACACAUCCACCGAGCAAUGACCUCGAGCUUAGCUUGGAAACGAACGUAGAAAUAUCACCCAAAGAAAGAAGAAACAUACGAAACUAAAGCUACAAUUCACUUGACACUUGACCACCAAAACAAAGACGUAACAAUACGGCCAGCAAUGACUAACAGUCAGUAAAGGAUCGCAAAAAAGUAAAAAAGGAGACAAUACAAAGAUUCAUAUUUUACAACGUUUAUACCUAAGCUCGAGAAACACGUGAUCGGUGGAUGUGUUGUGUGGUCCUUAUUUGUCAUUGUUUAGAAAUUGAUUUCUAAACAAUGAAAAUGUGGCGACCGCACGACACAUCCACCGAGCAAUGACCUCGAGCUUAGCUUGGAAACGAACGUAGAAAUAUUAACCAAAAAAGAAGAAGCAUACGAAACUAAAGCUCCAAUUCACUUGACACUUGACCACCAAAACAAAGACGUAACAAUACGGCCAGCAAUGACUAACAGUCAGUAAAGGAGUAAAGGAUCGCAAAAAAGUAAAAAAGGAGACAAUGCAAAGAUUCAUAUUUUACAACGUUCAUACCAAAGCUAAGCUCGAGAAACACGUGAUCGGUGGAUGUGUUGUGUGGUCCUUAUUUGUCAUUGUUUAGAAAUUGAUUUCUAAACAAUGAAAAUGUGGCGACCACACGACACAUCCACCGAGCAAUGACCUCGAACUUAGCUUGGAAACGAACGUGGAAAUAUCACCCAAAAAAAGAAGAAGCAUACGAAACUAAAGCUCCAAUUCACUUGACACUUGACCACCAAAACAAAGACGUAACAAUACGGCGAGUAAUGACUGAUAGACAGUCAAGGAUCGCAAAAAGAGGAAAAAAGGAGACAAUACAAAGAUUCAUAUUUUACAACGUUCAUACCUAAACUCGAGAAACACGUGAUCGGUGGAUGUGUUGUGUGGUGCCUAUUUAUCAUUGUUUAGAAAUUGAUUUCUAAACAGUGAAAAUGUGGCGACCACACGACACAUCCACCGAGCAAUGACCUCCAGCUUAGCUUGGAAACGAACGUAGAAAUAUUAACCAAAAAAGAAGAAGCAUACGAAACUAAAGCUCCAAUUCACUUGACACUUGACCACCAAAACAAAGACGUAACAAUACGGCCAGCAAUGACUAACAGUCAGUAAAGGAUCGCAAAAAAAGUAAAAAAGGAGACAAUACAAAGAUUCAUAUUUUACAACGUUCAUACCUAAGCUCGAGAAACCCGUGAUCGGUGGAUGUGUUGUGUGGUGCCUAUUUAUCAUUGUUUAGAAAUUGAUUUCUAAACAGUGAAAAUGUGGCGACCACACGACACAUCCACCGAGCAAUGACCUCCAGGGCCUGGAUUCCGUGCCUAUCGGAAUAUUCCUACCUAUUCCUACAGUCGCCUUCUAUCGAUGUCAAUUGUCAUGAAAAUAUUUUAAUUUUUAGCUUUAAUUGAAUUAUUUUCUAGUUUUGCUAGGUUAUACUCUAAUUGAUGCUGAAGUGACACUUAGUAAAACAAGAAAAUAUUUGAAUUAAAACUAAAAAUUCAAAUAUUUUCAUGACAAUUCUCAUCGACAGAAAGCGACUGUAGAUAUCUACAGUGCACGGAAUCUAGGCCCAGAUUAGCUUGGAAACGAACGUAGAAAUAUUAACAAAAAAAGAAGAAGCAUACGAAACUAAAGCUCCAAUUCACUUGACACUUGACCACCAAAACAAAGACGUAACAAUACGGCCAGCAAUGACUAACAGUCAGUAAAGGAUCGCAAAAAAGUAAAAAAGGAGACAAUGCAAAGAUUCAUAUUUUACAACGUUCAUACCAAAGCUAAGCUCGAGAAACACGUGAUCGGUGGGUGUGUUGUGUGGUCCUUAUUUGUCAUUGUUUAGAAAUUGAUUUCUAAACAAUGAGAAUGUGGCGACCGCAUGACACAUCCACCGAGCAAUGACCUCGAGCUUAGCUUGGAAACGAACGUAGAAAUAUUAACCAAAAAAAGAAAAAGCAUACGAAACUAAAGCUCCAAUUCACUUGACACUUGACCACCAAAACAUAGACGUAACAAUACGGCCAGCAAUGACUAACAGUCAGUAAAGGAUCGCAAAAAAGUAAAAAAGGAGACAAUACAAAGAUUCAUAUUUUACAACGUUCAUACCUAAGCUCGAGAAACACGUGAUCGGUGGAUGUGUUGUGUGGUCCUUAUUUGUCAUUGUUUAGAAAUUGAUUUCUAAACAAUGAAAAUGUGGCGACCGCACGACACAUCCACCGAGCAAUGACCUCGAGCUUAGCUUGGAAACGAACGUGGAAAUAUCACCCAAAGAAAGAAGAAGCUUACGAAAUUAAAGCUCCAAUUCACUUGACACUUGAUUACCAAAACAAAGACGUAACAAUGCGGCCAGUAAUGACUGAAAGUCAAGGAUCGCAAAAAAAAGUAAAAAGGAGACAAUACAAAGAUUCAUAUUUUACAACGUUCGUAGCAAAGCUAAGCUAGAGAAACACGUGAUCGGUGGAUGUGUUGUCUGCUGCCUAUUUAUCAUUGUUUAGAAAUUGAUUUCUAAACAGUGAAAAUGUGGCGACCACACGACACAUCCACCGAGCAAUGACCUCGAGCUUAGCUUGGAAACGAACGUAGAAAUAUUAACCAAAAAAAGAAGAAGCAUACGAAACUAAAGCUCCAAUUCACUUGACACUUGACCACCAAAACAAAGACGUAACAAUACGGCCAGCAAUGACUAACAGUCAGUAAAGGAUCGCAAAAAAGUAAAAAAGGAGACAAUACAAAGACUCAUAUUUUACAACGUUGAUACCAAAACUAAGCUCGAGAAACACGUGAUCGGUGGAUGUGUUGUGUGGUCCUUAUUUGUCAUUGUUUAGAAAUUGAUUUCUAAACAAUGAAAAUGUGGCGACCGCACGACACAUCCACCGAGCACUGACCUCGAGCUUAGCUUGGAAACGAACGUAGAAAUAUUAACCAAAGAAAGAAGAAGCAUACGAAACUAAAGCUCCAAUUCACUUGACACUUGACCACCAAAACAAAGACGUAACAAUACGGCGAGUAAUGACUGAUAGUCAGUCAAGGAUCGCAAAAAGAGUAAAAAAGGAGGCAAUGCAAAGAUUCAUAUUUUACAACGUUCGUAGCAAAGCUAAGCUCGAGAAACACGUGAUCGGUGGAUGUGUUGUGUGCUGCCUAUUUAUCAUUGUUUAGAAAUUGAUUUCUAAACAGUGAAAAUGUGGCGACCACACGACACAUCCACCGAGUAAUGACCUCUAGCUUAGCUUGGAAACGAACGUAGAAAUAUUACCCAAAGAAAGAAGAAGCGUACUAAUGUAACAUAUUGUUCAGAGUUCAGAAACCACCAUAUGAAUUCCGUUCAAUAAGGUGUUAAAAUCGGUGGUGAAAAUAUUAAUAACAUCAGAUAUGCAGAUCACAUCGUCAUAAUGACAGAGAGUCUAGAAGAACUUCAAACCCUGUUGAACGCUGCAAACAACGAAUGCACUGAAAAGGGCUUAACAAUCAAUGCAACGAAAUCAGAAUGGAUGGUGGUCGGAAAAAUUAAUAUCGAAGACUCAGUAGGUACUAAAAGUACUGAGGAUGUUUCAGCUUGUUAAAUACGACGAUCGCCAACGCUGGAAAACAAACACGGCACACAAAGAAGAAGAUAAGGAUUCCUGUCAUAAAUAACAAUUCUAGUAUUGUCUCCUGGAUUAGGUUCCUUUAUUUUUCAAAAUGUUUCUACAACAGAGAGAAUAAAGAUUGAGUUUGGCAUUGGCUUUUUUGGACUAUCUAAUUUGAAA